Molecule: messenger RNA, 2967 nt
Organism: Fundulus heteroclitus (mummichog)
Lineage: Eukaryota; Metazoa; Chordata; Actinopteri; Cyprinodontiformes; Fundulidae
Product: alpha-1,6-mannosylglycoprotein 6-beta-N-acetylglucosaminyltransferase B
Exons: 18
Coding region: 311-2527 (738 amino acids)
Biological process (GO): protein N-linked glycosylation
Cellular component (GO): Golgi apparatus
Molecular function (GO): alpha-1,6-mannosylglycoprotein 6-beta-N-acetylglucosaminyltransferase activity
Source: RefSeq, a predicted model, not a curated record
UGCGUCUCUGUGUGUUUUGCCGUCUGCCUGCUGGCCUGGGUUUGCAGACAGAGUUGCUGAGACAUUUCUGUCUCACGUCGACGCAGAAGAACGGGCUGGUGACAGCACUUUUGUUUGUGUUUGGCACCUCUGUCAUUCAAAUCAACAUCCUGGAAAACAAACACGGAAAACUGCACGCUUAGAGUGGCUCUGAUUACCGGUCCGGAUAUCCUUCGUCUGCAAACCUUCGUUGGGCAAUCCAUGGAAACAGUGACCAAUCAUGUGCAAUAUGGAAAAGAAUUGAGACCCUGAAUGCUGGAGACAGGACACGAUGCGUGUUGCACUGCGGCCUCGUAGUGGCUGCUUGGUGCUCUGUCUGUGCCUGUCUGUGGUCACCCUGCUGCUGCAGAGCCUCUGGGUGCCGCUUGAGAUGACCAGGAGUGAAGCUGCUGCUGGGAAAUCACCUGACAAACGAAGUGAGGGUCUUGGGCUCCACAGGCUGGCUGUUGGAUUGGAGGCCUUGAACACUCAGGUGCAGAGACUGAGCAGUAAAAGGGAAAAGAGCCAACUGAACAGGAACGAUCUCAGUUCACUGCUGCAGAGCUUCAGACGAGAGCAGCAGGGAUUGGCCCACCUGGUCGAGACGGAGCUGCAGAAAGUUUCACAGCGACUUGAUCAGCUCUCCCUUCAUCAUCAUCAUCAUCAUCUUUUUUGUUCCCGUCUUCCCCCCGCAGGACUUAACGAGGAGUGUGAGGUUCCAUCAGAUCCAGCUUACCCAGUGUGUGCAGAGAAGGUGGAGUUCCUGAGGGCACGGUGGCAAUCAGACCCAUGUUAUGCAUUUUAUGGGGUGGACGGCUCCACCUGCUCCAUCUUGGUGUAUCUCAGUCAGAUAGAAGACUUUUGUCCAGCCGGACCCGGAAUGAACCACACAGCGGUGCCGUGGCAUCACAAAACUGCUUCUUACACUGAGAAGGCUUUUAUACGGGGGACUCUGAGCCCGCUGUACGAGGUGAUCAGCAGCAGCAGCAGCAGCGCUGCAGUAAAGUUCAUCCGGUCCAGAGUGGAGAGGAUGUCAGAACGUUGGAUUUGGGCCGGGAGACGAAUGAAGACGAGCAGGAACCACACUGCCACACCUCAGAUGAAGGUGCUGCUUUAUCUCGGUGCCCUGGCCGGCAGCGUUGGUCACCGUUUUGAAGCGAUGGUGGACAAAGGAGGUCCUCUUGGAGAACUGGUCCAGUGGGCCGACCUCAGCGCCUGCCUGACCGUCUUGGGACACAACCUGACCAUCAGCACCUCGCAGCGUCAACUGCACAGCCUGAUAGGUGCUGCUCCGGGUCAGGGCAGCUGUCCAAUCCAGAGACCUCUCACCUUUGACCUCAUCUACACAGACUACCACGGCCUUGCUCACCUCCACAGAGCGAUGGGACUGGCUUUCCAACAUUACCAGUGUCGUUUCAGGAUUCUGGACUCAUUCGGCACAGAACCAGCCUUUAACUUGGCAAGUUAUGCACACAUUGGCGGAUAUGAAACCCUGUGGGGCAGCUGGGGUCUCCAACCUCUGCAGUAUUUGACCAUGUUCCCUCACACUCCUGAUAAUUCCUUCCUUGGCUUUGUUAGCGAAGAGGCAGCGAAGACGGGGAUGAGGGAGACCCGGCUCCAGCCAGGAAGCUACCAGAAAGACAGGAUAGCAGUCGUCUACGGCAAACAGGAAUACAUGUGGCAGGGGAAAUCUGAAUACGUGGAAAUGAUCAGCAAGGACCUGGAGAUUCACGGCACAGUUUACCAGCCUCCGGGACACACCUCUACUCUUCCCAGUUUCGUCAAAAACCACGGACUUUUGUCUCAGGAAAACUUCCUGCAGCUUCUCCGCAGGGCUAAGGUGUUUGUAGGUCUCGGGUUUCCCUAUGAAGGUCCUGCUCCCGUUGAGGCCAUAGCUCUGGGCUGUAUGUUCCUUCAGCCGCGCUUUGACCCGCCACACUCAUCCCUCAACAACGACUUUUACAAAGGCAAACCCACUACAAGACAGAUCACUUCUCAGCACCCUUACGCUGAGCAGUUCAUCGCUAAACCGUAUGUGUGGACUGUGGACAUGACCAACCGGACGGAUAUCAGGGAGGCAGUCAAGUCGAUUCUAAAAACGAAGGUGAAGCCUUUCACUCCUCCAGAGUUCACUUGCUUGGGAAUGUUGGAGCGAGUGCAACGUUACAUCACUCACCAGGACUUCUGUGGUAAAUCUGUCCCUGCAUGGCCUCCAGAGGGCGCUCUCAGGGUUCACCUGGGUCCGCUGGGAGAGUCGUGUGUGGACGUGUGUCAGCACGCCUCCCUCGUGUGUGAACCUGCUCUCUUUCGUCACCUCAACACCCCUGACGUUUUUACCAGGCUUGGACUGGGCUGCUCCAGCACGGCGCAGGAAGUCAACCACUUAUUCCCCGCCUACAGCCCUUGGGGUCGUCUCUGUGGCCUUCAGCGGGAGCCUCGGCUGUUCAGCUGCGCCGGAGCCGACUCUGCGCAUCGCAGACUAUGUCCAUGCAGAAGUCUCCAUGAAUGAGUGGAGGCUCGCCUACAGACCGCCUGUGGACACGACUGUGAAAGAAGUCAGGGAAAAUGAAUCAGCCGCAGGUAUAAAAUCAUCAGCCAAAGCGUCAGAGAACUUUGUAACCUUGUUCAUCUAUUGAAGUAGGAUAAAGUUCCAAAAUGGUUAAAAAAAAAAACAAACAACUGGACUUUUUUCCAAAGUUUGAAGACGUUUCGCUUCCCAUCCAGACAGCUUUCUCAAUUCAAACGGAUAUAACUUUCAAAAGCCUAAAACACAGCAAUAGAUUUGAUUCCUUCCAAUUUUCACCUCAAUCCUCACCUCCAUGCAGGUGACCACGACAUCUCCCCUGUAAACCAGGCCAAUGACCUUGCCUUGCAGAGGCAUGGACCAGUUUUGGGUUAAUUUGCAUGUUAUCUAAGCCAUAACAAGGCCUUUUUGGGCAAUAAUGUAAA